Molecule: messenger RNA, 1092 nt
Organism: Vicia faba (fava bean)
Lineage: Eukaryota; Viridiplantae; Streptophyta; Magnoliopsida; Fabales; Fabaceae
Source: the annotation of a GenBank genome assembly
AUGUUUAAGAUUGUGGGGAAAAUAGGCAAACCGAUGAUGGUGGACAAAGCUACAAAUCUUAGAGAAAAGCUAUCCUUCCCAAGAGUUAUGAUAAAGAUGAAUAUGAAGCAACAUCUUCCAGAUGAGGUGCGGUUUGAAGAUGAGCUAGAUCGGGAGAUACAGGAUCUCAGUGAGUUAGCCACCAAGUUCCCUUAUGUUGUUGUGGGAGACUUCAAUGAUAUCCUGGCCAAAGAAAAAAGAAUAGGGAAGAAGGUUAAAUACAUCAGCUAUAUUUCCUUUCAGAAGUGUGUUAAUGAUUGUAGCCUGGAAGACAUUAAGUACACUGGCAAUUUUCAUACUCUGAAUAAUAAACAAAAGGGGGAUGAUAGGAUUUACUCCAAAAAUGACAAAACUAUGGCUAAUCAAGAAUGGAUAACAAAGAGCUUUGCUGAUGAUGUUUUGAUUUUCUAUCAUGGUGAUUUUGUCUCAAUCCACUACCUCUUACAAGGUCUUAAGCUUUUCUCUAAGACAUCAAGGUUGCACCCUAGUGAAUCCAAAACAGAAAUAUACUAUUGUGACAUGGAUGAUAGGGAAACUCAAAGAGUUAUAGAUGUUUCAGAGUAUAAAGCCCCUCCUCAUAGAAGUUGGUAUUGGAAGAAGUUGGUAGAGGUUAAAGAUCAAAUUAAAAGCCUCACAAGCAUUCAAACCUUCUUUGCUGAAAAGUAUAAAAUCAAAAAUGGCUGCAAGAUUCUCAAUGGAGACAUAGAGAAACUAGGGUGGACUAAAGUAGUUUGGGCUAAGAGCAAUAUCCCAAAGCAUAGCUUUGAAGAAACUAUAAAUCAUAUUUUGUUUGAUUGUAAAUACAUCAAUAUAUGUCUGGACUUGGUGAAACAUUGGCUUGGACGGAACAUUGAGAAUAAAAAUCUGAAGUUGACUCUCAGAUGGAUUAGCAGAGAAAAGCUGAGCAGGUUCAAGACUAGUGUUUAUGCUACUGUCCUAGAAGCAUUGUUCUACAAUAUCUGGAGAAACAUGGAUAAUGCUCUUUGGAAUCAAAAAGUGGAUAGGCCUGAGGUGAUGGUGCAAAAGAUUAAAGACAAUAUCAACCAGAGCUAA